UGGAGGUUCCACUUCUCAUCUUCUCUCUCCUGAACUCUCUCAGACUCUCUCUCUCUCUUCAAUAUAUACUCCUACUUGUCUAGUGGUGCAAAAUUGGUAGAAGUUAGAGUUUGAGACAAAACCACCAAAACCCAAUGACGAGCCAGCUUGAGCCAUGGGCCCAAUUGGGCGACAAGGUGGUGAUGGUCACCGGCGCGUCGUCGGGCAUAGGCCGGGAAUUGUGUCUCGACCUUGCGAAUUCCGGCUGCAGGAUCGUCACCGCGGCUCGCCGGGUCGACCGGCUCGAGUCGCUCUGCGACGAAAUAAACCGGCUGCCCGGGUCGGCCGGGUCGACCCCGAGUCAGCUUGUGCCGCGGGCCAUGGCGGUGGAGCUCGACGUGAGUGCCGACGGGCCGGCAAUCGAGGCGGCGGUGCGGAGGGCUUGGGCCGCGUUUGGGGCCAUUGAUGCCCUUAUCAACAACGCUGGUGUCAGGGGUAGCGUGAAAUCUGCAUUGGAUUUAUCGGAGGAUGAGUGGAACAGUACAGUUAAAACAAACUUGACAGGAACAUGGUUGGUGUCAAAGUAUGUUUGCUCGCGGAUGCGUGAUGCUAAAAAGGGAGGAUCAGUCAUCAAUAUUUCCUCUAUUGGUGGUCUUAACCGUGGGCAUUUACCGGGCAGUCUAGCAUAUAGUUCUUCAAAGGUAGCCGUAAACCUGAUGACAAAGAUGAUGGCGAUAGAACUUGGGGCACACAACAUCAGAGUGAACUCGAUUUCUCCUGGACUCUUCCUGUCUGAGAUCACGGAGAAUCUUUUCCGGAGAGAAUGGUUGAAAAAUGUGGAAAUGAGAACUGUCCCUCUAAGAGACCAUGGCACAACAAACCCAGCACUGACGUCGCUCGUACGAUACUUGAUCCACGACUCUUCAGAGUACAUUUCUGGCAACAUUUACAUUGUUGAUGCUGGUGUUACCUUACCGGGUGUCCCGAUUUUUUCCUCGCUUUGAGUAUCUAUGUAAGUUUUAUCUACAGAAGAAUAAGAAUGAUCACUUGAAUUAGGGUUCAGGUUGAGAUAUUGGGUCCAAGUAUUCCCAGUUUACAUUUGUUUCCCAUUUGUAUUCUUGUUCUUCCCUUUGUAUGACGUUUUCCUCCAUCUAUGGAUAUUCGCAUCUUUCACA
Messenger RNA from Rhododendron vialii, 1154 nucleotides. RefSeq lists its product as uncharacterized. The record is from RefSeq and is a predicted model, not a curated record. Bases 135 to 983 code for a protein of 282 amino acids. Lineage: Eukaryota; Viridiplantae; Streptophyta; Magnoliopsida; Ericales; Ericaceae. The transcript has 3 exons.